[Candida] anglica is the source of this 426-nucleotide messenger RNA. Lineage: Eukaryota; Fungi; Ascomycota; Pichiomycetes; Serinales; Debaryomycetaceae. The record is from the annotation of a GenBank genome assembly.
AUGUUGAGAAUCAGUAGAAGACAGUUUAGUAACACAUUCAGAGCUCUGCUCAACUAUGGGAAACCACAAAAUCCUGCUCAUAAUCCAAAUAUUGAUAUGAAGAUCGAGCCAGUGAAAAGAACCGGUGAAACCGACGACGUGAAACGUGCAAGACUUGUAUACCAAUCAAGAAAAAGAGGUAUUUUAGAAAGUGACUUAUUGUUAUCUCGUUUCGCUAAGAAGUAUUUGAAGUCCUUCAAUUCUGCCCAAUUGGAUGAAUAUGAUAAACUUUUAGAUGAAGCUGAUUGGGAUAUUUACUAUUGGGCAACUAAAAAUUAUGAUGUUACCCCAUUACCUGAAAAGUGGAAGGAUUCAGAAAUCUUAAAACUUCUUCAAGCUGACGCUCAAAAUGAAGAAAGAGAAAUUUUAAGAAUGCCUGAAUUAUAA